GGUGGUCUGAUCAUGUGACGCCUGCGUUUCCGACACAACAAUACACACCGUAUUGGUCUGCAUUCACGCUCCACUCCCCCUCCCCACGCCCGGCUCUCGGUAUGGCGGACGGCGAGAGGUCCCCGUUACUAUCGGAUCUGGGAGAUGGUGCUCUUGGCAGCGGUAACGGCGGGGUGUCUCCCGGUGCCGCUCCUUACGGUGCACCGAACAAACCUCAGAGCUUCCCUCCGUUCCCCAGCCCCACUCAGCCCUCGGUGCUCCUGGGGGAGGACCCUCCGCCCUACUCCCCUCUCACCUCCCCAGAGAGUGGCAGUGCUCCUGUGAUCAGCUGCAGGGUGUGUCAGAGCCUGAUCUCUGUGGAGGGAAAGAUCCACCAGCACGUGGUGAAGUGUGGCGUUUGCAAUGAAGCCACGCCUAUUAAAAACGCCCCGGCAGGGAAGAAGUACGUCCGCUGCCCCUGCAACUGCCUGCUCAUCUGCAAAGUCACUUCCCAGAGGAUCGCCUGUCCCCGGCCAUAUUGUAAGAGGAUAAUUAAUCUGGGUCCGGUUCAUCCUGGUCCGGCCAGUCCCGACCCCCAGCCUGCCGGGGCCCGGGUCUCCUGCGGACACUGCAACAACACCUUCCUGUGGACAGAGUUCACAGACCGGACGCUGGCCAGGUGCCCACACUGCAGGAAAGUCUCCUCCAUUGGUCAGAGGUAUCCCCGGAGGCGGAGCUUGUGGUGUUUUCUACUCUGCUUGCUAUUCAGCAUCGCCACUGCCGGGCUGAUGGCGGGGACGUGGGCUCAGGCUCAGAGCUACCAGGGGAUCUACGCCUCCUGGGCCGUGAUGCUGCUGCUGGUCCUCGUCACCCUGGUUCGGGCUUUCUAUUGGUCCUGCAUGAGGGUCAGCCAGCCCCUCCAGAACUUCACAUAGAGCCCCCUCCGACCCUUCCUCUCCUCUCCCAUCAAACCCCGCCAGGCAGGAGGAAAAAGACGGCUUUAAAGAAUCCAAAAACACGCAAAUAUUUAUUUAAAUCCAGAAAGUUCUCCUCCUCCUGUCCCUUCCCUUUCAAUCCGAUGCGUUUCUAAAACUGGACGGCGGUGGCUUAUCUAUCGGUAAUUAUGAUGAUGCGUGUAGCCUAAUGUGCUGUUUAUCUGUUCUAAUCUCGUGGCCAGUGUGGGUUUCAUUUUAACCUUAUAACAAACUAUAACAAUCUCUCUUCCUCUCUCUCCGCCCCCCUCUGCGCUGUUUAUACAUUUUAGCUUCAAUCUGUGGCACAUCAGUUGCUCUCUCUCUAAGACGAGGGCUUAAAGCCAACUCUUAGACGUGAACAUUUCCCCUUUGUGUUUAAAGGGGGGCGCUCCCUCUCCAAUCCUAAUUUGACAUUAGGUUUAGUAUCAGAGCAUUUAACAUUUUCUAAGCAGAAACAAAUGAUUUGUGAACGCGGCGAUGAAGUCAGUUGAAGCUAACAUUUCAAUGCCAGUAGAAGCAGUGUGGCUGGAGGGGCAUCAGCCCCCCCUUUUGUGAAGCAAUAGGAUCGAGUCGGUGUUGAAAUGUGUCUGAAAACGUGCAGGUAGGCUGUGAUGUUUUUGAACUCAGUGUUUCUGCUGAAUUACCCCGCUGGGACUGACUUUGAUCCAAAGCAGCUUGAAAAGCCUUAAAAGGAGGUGUGGUAGAAGGAUUCAACACACACCUAAACACACACACUCAUACAUGCAUACAUACACGGCCACAUAAAUGCAUUCUGGCACACAACAAAAGGAGGAUGCUGUUCUAGAGUUACGACAAAUCAGAUUUUAAAAGGUGUCCCAGCCGCUCUCUUCAAAGACAGACCUGCUAACGGUUUGUUCGUCCUUAUCUCAGUCAAGGAAACGGUGACAUACAUGCAGCUUUUCUUUGGGUUCUGUAGGAGUGUAACUACAGCUCUUUUUAAAAAUCUAUUUUUGUUACCAUAAUACCAACUUCAAUCUCCUAUUAUUAUUAUUAUUAUUAUUAUUAUUAUUAUCAUCCAAAAUGUGGCUCCAUCAUCCCUCACAUUUUUAAAGACAGUUUCUUUUAUCUCCAUCUCCAUGUUUUGUCCUGGGAUGAUUUGAUCUUCUUUCUGAAACAGACCAAAAUAUGAUACGAAAGAAUCCUGAAGAGCAAAUCCUUCACAGCAUUGAUAUCAGUCUCCUUAUACCUGCAAAACCCUGUGCAGUAUAACGUGUGUUUUCAGACUCCUUGUUCUGAGCUGUUAUGCUUUCAAACACACCACUUGUCUUUGAAAAGGAAAAAGCUGAAUUGUAAUGACCUGUCUAUGUUUUGCCAGCUGAAAAGCAAAAGCAAAAAACGGAGAUAGAUACUGAACCUCAGGCUUUAAUAGCGCCUGAUUGAAACCCUUUUUUUUUUUGGUUGAGAGCUAACUGCAUCAGAGCUCAAUUAACCAAUCGGCAUGUAUGCACCAUUUUUGUUACGUUCUGGACCAUUUAUGGUGAAAAUGUGUCCAGUUUCUGUCAUUGAAGAUGGAGGCUGUUCCGGGCUUGGUUGGUUUCAGCUUCCACUUUAAGGCCAGUGGAAUAAAUCUGUAAAGCGAGCUCUACCGACCGCCUAAUGCCAGUCACAAUAGUAACAUAAACACACACAACACUUUACAUUCUCACAAUGACUUAUGUGUCUGUGGUUCUGAAUGUGGUAACAUUUCCUUUGCUAUGAAUUAUGUUUUUUGAUUGUAAAUAUAUUUGUUGUUUAUGUACAAUGGAAGUGACUAAGCGAAUUAUGUUGCACUCUGAAUUUAACACUAAUGCUGUGAUUGCUUCAGACGUUUAUCUGUUGUUUUUAAGAAGGUUAUUUUUGCAACUCUUCACCUGUUACAUAUUUAAUGAUUUUAAUGAACUACUAACCUAAUAAGCCUCUGGACAGUGUCCAAAACGCAUCAACAUACUCGCACCAACGAAAGACAUUAUGACUGAAUCACAUCCCCAAAGCUAUGACAUUUCUAUCUCUCUCUCUCACACACAAACACACACACCCACUCAGCACCUUAUACAGUAGUGAGAAACACUGCAUCCACCAAGUAAGAUGAGAAAAGUUACCGUGCUAGACUGAACUGAGGUCGCAAACAGUUCAUAUGGAAGUGUCAUGUUAUUUAUUAUACACGCUGCAAAAAAAGGCCACAAAUAAGUCGUUAGUCAAGUCCUAAAAUCGUAUUUAUUGUAGAAACAGUGUGAGUUUCUAUUCAAGACUAGACCAAGGACACUUGUUUUUCCCUUUUUGAAAUCACUACAGUGAGCAGGUUUCAAGUUAUGGUCAGUGCUUUACAUUUUAAGAUCUUGAUUGGAGGUCAAAAAUAAGAUUGAAGGACAGACUUGUCAUGACUUGUUUAAGACGACCUUCUUUUUGCAGUGGAGUGAUCGUGUUUUAUCCAUGACUGCUAAAGAUAUCCAUCAUGUUAAUGCCAAAAAUCAACCUGGCUGAUGCUCUUUUCAGACUUUGUUUACACAUAAAUAAAGACAUGAUGAUGUACAAAACA
Molecule: messenger RNA, 3489 nt
Organism: Gymnodraco acuticeps
Lineage: Eukaryota; Metazoa; Chordata; Actinopteri; Perciformes; Bathydraconidae
Gene: pip4p1a
Product: phosphatidylinositol-4,5-bisphosphate 4-phosphatase 1a
Exons: 7
Coding region: 102-914 (270 amino acids)
Biological process (GO): phosphatidylinositol dephosphorylation
Cellular component (GO): late endosome membrane; phagocytic vesicle membrane; plasma membrane
Molecular function (GO): phosphatidylinositol-4,5-bisphosphate 4-phosphatase activity
Source: RefSeq, a predicted model, not a curated record